AAGACUCCACCAUCUUUGUGCGUGGCAAAAGGGAGGUGGAGGGGAACGGAACGGGGUCUUUCCCCGUUAGCCGCCCCUCGGCAGCCGCCUACGAUCGGGAUGCUGGUGGCGUUCCCCGCACAACGCUUUCAAGGGAGCACCCUGAGGGAUGCCCAAGAAGUUCCAGGGCGAGAACACCAAGUCGGCUGCUGCCCGCGCGAGGAAAGCCGAGGCGAAGGCAGCAGCCGAUGCCAAGCGGCAGAAGGAGCUGGAAGAUGCCUUCUGGAAGGAUGAGGACAAACACGUCAUGAGGAAGGAACAAAGGAAGGAGGAGAGGGAGAAGCGCCGGAUGGAGCAGCUGGAGCGCAAGAAGGAGAUGCAGCGCCUGCUGGAAGAGGAAGACGCGAAGCUGAAAGGGAAGUUACCGAAACCACUCACCCCAGGCAAGAUCACCAGGGCUCAGAUUGAAGAGACCAUCCGGAAAGACCAGCAACAGAAGGAGAACGGAGAUGAAGUGGAGAAGCAGAAGAGCCACCUGGAUGUUCCCUUGGAGGAAAACAUCAACAGAAGAGUGUUGGAGGAAGGCACCGUGGAAGCCAGAACUAUUGAAGAUGCCAUUGCAGUCCUCAGUGUUGCUGACGACCUGGACCGUCACCCAGAGCGCCGGAUGAAAGCUGCCUUUGCCACGUUUGAAGAGAUCAACCUGCCACGCCUGAAGCAGGAGAACCCCAACAUGCGCCUCUCCCAGCUCAAGCAGCUCCUCAAGAAGGAGUGGAUGAGGUCCCCAGACAACCCAAUGAACCAGAGGCACAUGACCUACAAUAGCCAAAAAUAGAACUGGAAAGAAGUCAGCCCAUCCCCCCCGAGGACGGGGCUGAGCCCUAGGGCUUCCUUCAAACACGUAAGAAAACAAAGCCACCCACGGAACCUCGCUCCAUUUAUUCCCCCACCCCCGCUCCAUCUCUUUUGUGCCCUGUUGUUGGACUCCUAAUUAAACAUGAGGCUUCCUGAUCCAAACAGAUGUGUGCAGCUCUUCUCGGGGUGCCCAGGGAGCCUGGCUCCCUGAUCUUGGCUGGAGCCUUGCCCACUGCAGAUGUUCUGAAACUGUCCGUUGCAUACAGACCUCUCCGGAGCAGCCCCGUUUUUAUAUCCUUAGACGGCUGGGCCAAAGCAACCCGGAUGGAUUAACUCAACCUUUAACUUUUACAAUCCUGGUGGUCAUUUUAGAAAGGUCACUCCUGCCCACCCUGCAGAGCUGAGAGUAUUGUACCAAAUCGGGCACUCCCAGCGCCAUCCGUGACUGUCUAGACACCUGAGCUGCCUCGCACCACGUUUAACCCCCUCUCCCCUCUUUUUAUCCGGUCUCUGCUGUAGCUGCCCUAAGACCUUUGCAAGAAUCCUCUUGCAGUGCUGAGCUGGUGACAGGUGGCACGAGAACAGUGCGAAGAAGGCAGGUCAGGCAGCGCUAGGUGGUUCUGGGAGGAGGUGAUGGGCCAGGAGCGGGUUUAACCCUAAUGGCUAGGCCACCAUCCUGCCUGCUGCUGCCCACUGCUGUUCCCUCGGUGCCAGCCAGUGACCCCAGCGGGGGGAAGUGGAACCGGAGGCCGUGGACAGGAUUAGCGGAAACUCUUCCAGCGCAGCCACUUGUCGCUCUCUGCCCUCCCUCCCAUCUCCAAGGGCAAAGCAAAGGGCCCUGCUGGCCUAGCCCAGUGCAGUUGCCUCCCUAACGCUGCAGAAUGUCCGGUGCUAUCGCGUCUCUGUGCAGCCCACGUGCGGGAAUCCUAGCGCUUCGCCGCAGGACGGGGACUUCAGAGAACACCCCUGAAGAGCAAUCUCCAGCAGGGCAGGCUGGGGCCUCUUGUCGCCCGGGGUGCGUUUCCCCCCCGCACGGGGAAUGUGGAUCUUGCACCCUGGCAACUCAUGCAAGGGGUCAAAAUGACUUUCUCCCCCCUUCUGCGUGAAGGCACCAGUUUGCCACCCUGCUCUGUGCUGCCCCAGACCCAGCCCUUUAAACUCUGUUCGCUGGCCCAGUCAGCAGUGGCGUUGUGUUUUGUUAAGUCCUAACCUUCUCCCUUCUGCAGUAUUGGAGCUAGGUGGUAAAAUAUCCACCGUGAAACCCAAGGCUGAGAAUUCCCCUGCGAGCCGUGCAGUGCUCCUGGGAACAGCAGCCGUGCCGCUAAAAGGGCUUAGCACCAGGGGCCUAACAUGGAAUUCUAGUCCUCACAUCAAACAUACAACGCUGACCUCCCCCCAGUCCCGCCACACUGUGUUCUACCACCUCCUUCUGAAAUGAAAACCGAACAAGGCUGAGCCAGGCCCAUCACCCUGACUUCGUGCUUACGCUUUGAUUGCAAUCAGCUCUAGCCCCUCACCUGUGCAACGUCUCUGGCAUGUCAGGCCUAGGCUGCUGUAAUCUGGCAUUUAAUCCUGACCCGCUAGCUGGGUGAACCAGGAGCCUGUGCUCCCCCGGUGAUGACAUUCUUUGAGAGCCAGCUGAUAACCCCGACUUCCACCGCCCCCUACCACAAAGCACCAGCCUGUAGGCAGCCUCCCCUAACUUCUUUGGGUAAAUCUGUGCCUGCCGUGGAUGGAAAUCUGACUACACAGGUCAGGGUUAGGGCUGGCCUCCAUUGCAGUAGGAAGAGGUAGGGAGGUUUUUUGUGGAGUCCUUUGUUGCCAGACUGCAGGGGUGGGGAUUUCCUUUAAUGGCAGUAAACACAGAGGGGAAGCUCCCCACCCGCUGCACUGAUUGGGGUGGCCUAAGCCGUGCCCGCUUGCUGUUGCGUUUGAAGUGGCUGCUCAUGCCCUGUGGUGGCUCUGGUCGGAGCUCGGCGAGACAGGCAGGUUUGCAUCGAAAACCCUUUUCGCUGCCGCUCACCUACUGCUUUGGCUUCAUAUCCGGCCAAGUAUUCUUCACAUUAACCUUUGCUCUCUUCACACCCUACUCAGACUUGCUUCAGAAACAGAGGAUGCCCCAAACCCUCCUGCCCCUUCCACUGUCCCCAGGAGUUCAGAGAAAUCUUUCCCUCCUUUUAGUGUGAAAAGCUCCUAUUUUUGUUUUAAUCUAAUAUUAAAAGUGGAAAUCCCAACCUGUAAACUAUUGAAGAAAUAAAGCCUGUGAAUCAUG
Molecule: messenger RNA, 3106 nt
Organism: Mauremys mutica (yellowpond turtle)
Lineage: Eukaryota; Metazoa; Chordata; Testudines; Geoemydidae
Gene: CCDC124
Product: coiled-coil domain containing 124
Exons: 5
Coding region: 149-814 (221 amino acids)
Biological process (GO): transcription by RNA polymerase II
Cellular component (GO): nucleus
Molecular function (GO): transcription coactivator activity
Source: RefSeq, a predicted model, not a curated record